CUCUGGAACUACAUGAAUCCCGCAGGUGAGACUGAUCGCAGCAAUGGUCAACGCCCUUCGAUACCUGAAUCUUCGGCGAUCUUGAGACAACUCAUUUUCAAUAAUGUUGAUGUGCCGCCGAGAUGGAUCAUUAACACCUACACUCCCAAUCCGACAUUUCCUAUGAAUUUCGAUGAACUAAGGGGUAGUAAACUAUUCUUGUUCUUUUCAAGUUUGGAUAUUUCUGAAGAUCAUAUUUCACUUAUCAAGAACGUUAACGAGCGGAUACAAAGGGAGAGAAGGGAUGUGUAUAAGACUGUGUGGAUCCCCAUUGUGGAGAACCGGAAUUGGGAGGGGCACAGGCUAGACGAUUACUUGUUGGGCAUUGCGAGAAGACUGUCAUGCUACACAGCUAGACCCCGCCAAGGAUGCAUCAGAAACAUCAAGGACAGGUACCGAUUACACAACAGGAAUAAUUAUUUGGUGCUGGUGGAGAUGGACCAAAGGGGGAAUGCGAACGAAUACGAUCCUGACACCACAAUUGUGAGGGAAAGAAUGGCUCGGUUUGGCUUCACAGACUGACGGAAAAAGUAGCAAUUUUAUUUCAAAACUUAAGGUAACUAAUAAACAGAAGCUCUUUUGCUGCAGUUCACAAUCAUCACUGGAAGCAUUUCGAGAGAGAUUUAUGACAGCACAUGGACCUUCAAAAGAAUUACUAUUCGGAAUAAUGACAGACGGAAAGUAACUGUCCCUUUAGUUAAGUUGGUACUGCGUGUUUCCAUCUUUCUAGUACUGGAAUGUUUGGUAAAUUUCAUUUCCAUUCCAAUUAGUCAACUUGUUUCAGAA
Prunus avium (sweet cherry) is the source of this 825-nucleotide messenger RNA. RefSeq lists its product as uncharacterized. Gene Ontology annotation, biological process: phloem development. NCBI's taxonomy places the organism in Eukaryota, Viridiplantae, Streptophyta, Magnoliopsida, Rosales, Rosaceae. The record is from RefSeq and is a predicted model, not a curated record.